This is a messenger RNA of Hypanus sabinus (Atlantic stingray), 2705 nucleotides long. RefSeq names its product secernin-1-like. The record is from RefSeq and is a predicted model, not a curated record. The transcript has 9 exons. Gene Ontology annotation, molecular function: dipeptidase activity; cysteine-type exopeptidase activity. Gene Ontology annotation, biological process: proteolysis. Lineage: Eukaryota; Metazoa; Chordata; Chondrichthyes; Myliobatiformes; Dasyatidae. Bases 250 to 1488 code for a protein of 412 amino acids.
ACAUUGCGCAGCUGGGCGGCCGUGUGGAGCGGUGCGCUCAAUCAGCCGGGUGGGACAGAGCCACACAGAGGGCAAAGCGUGCCCUUUACGAACGAGGAUCCGCCGCUGUGGCCGAGGCGACCAUCAGCAUUCGCAGACGGAGGGGGAGCAGAGCGCUUGCGGCGUCGCCACCGUCCGCUCACGUGACCGCUAACUCUGCGCUGCGGAGACCGGGGAGCCGAACGUCCGGAGAUCCGAGAGCGCUUCAGGAUGUCUGUGGCUCCUUCAAGCUCCUGCUUUGCGGCACUGCCUCCCGCCACCGAGGCGGCACAUACACUAUUUGGAAAAAAUUCGACAAGGCCUGGCCACGAAGUUCAAGAAGUUAUUUAUCUCCCUGCUGCUUCCCAUGAACCAGGAUCUAAGGUUCAGUGUACCUACAUCACUAUUGACCAAGAGGAGAGGACCCAUGCAGUAAUACUAAGCAAACCUUCCUGGAUGUGGGGAGCGGAAAUGGGAGCAAAUGAGCAUGGAGUCUGCAUUGGGAAUGUAGCUGUGAUGACACAAGAGACUGCAACAGAAGCAGAAGCCCUUUUAGGCACAGACCUUGUCAGACUUGGUUUGGAACGAGGAGCCACUGCUAAAGAGUCUUUGGAUGUCAUAGUUUCCCUUCUUGGAGAGCAUGGACAAGGUGGAAAUAAUUUUGAAGAUGGAGAGGCGCUUCAUCUGUUCCACAGUAGCUUUCUCAUUGUGGACAGAACAGAAGUCUGGGUCCUGGAAACAGCCGGCAGAUACUGGGCAGCUGAGAAAAUCACAGAGGGUGUGAGAAGCAUCUGUAACCGAUUAUCUAUAACUACCAACAUUGAAGCAGAACAUCCAGAACUUAGAAGUUAUGCCCAAAAUCAAGGCUGGUGGAACGGAGAGGAGGAAUUCAACUUCUGUGCAGUAUUCUCACCACCGGAUCACACUCUGGAUCACCACUGUCCGGGAAAAGUCAUGCUGGGGGAACAAGCAGGAAAGAUCACCUUGCAAACGAUGAUGGAUGCGUUACGUGACAAGGACUGUAUGGAUCAGAACUCCUUCCUCGUCAUGGGAAGUAUGGUGUCCGUCCUUCCUCAGAGCAGCAGCUCGACUUGCAUCCAUUUCUUCACGGCCACUCCUGACCCCGCCAGGUCCAUCUUCAAACCCUUCAUCUUUGUAGACAAUGUUAAGCCAGUCCCGAAAACACAGAGUCCGAGUUUUGGUGAUGAGGAUCCAGCCAAACAGCAGCCACGUUUCCAGAGUAGACCGGACCGUAGACACGGGCUCUAUCAGGCACACGAGUGUGCCCGGUCACUCAUGGAAGCUGAGGAGGAGUCUGGUCAAAAGCUUUUACAAGCCAUACAGGGACUGGAGAAACAAGGCGUGGAGGCCAUGCAAGAUAUACUGAAGUCUGAUGAAGCCAUCAACCCUUUGGAAGUAGCAGACCUCUUCUAUGAUUGUGUAGACACCGAAAUCAAAUUCUACAAGUGACUUAGGUGAAAACUUCCUUUUUGCCACUGGUACCAGUGAUCCAAGAAUUGUCAUGUGAUUUCCCAGAGAGAGUUCUUUAUUCAAGAAAUUUCGAAGAAUUGCCUCUUCAACUCAAGUAGAAGAGAAGGCUGAAAAUUACUCUUCCAUAGUUGGUCUCUGUUCCAAGUGCUUUAACUACUCACUGAAGUACCAGCUUCAUUCAUCGAAUUGUGCUUUGUCUAACCUUUGUGUCUAGUGGUAGGAAACAGCCGGUGGUUGGUUAUUAAGUGUGUGCAUGCAGAUUGAUCUGAAGCAGGAUAUCUCAGAUGCUUUUAUUUGUGAUGGUGGCGAUUGCAUUCUUCACAAAGAUUCAUUGAGUAAAUAAUAAUAGCAAAUCAUUAGCCGAGACACCAGGCCAAGGAGAAUCAUGAUAUAACAUUCACAGAGCUACGUACAAUAUCACUGUCCUUAGUUAACUUACAUGCUUAAGCCUUAUACCCCUGCUAGGGCAUAGGCCACUGAGAGCAACUCACCAGAGUCCUCUGUCACGGUCCAGUUCUUCAAGUUGUUCCCAAUGCAGUCCAUCCUCGAAGAUCCUUCCUCUCCCAGGGAUGAGGUCUCCGGAACUUCUCUGGGUUUUUACCAGCUGGGAUGGCUCGCCUCAUGCCCAACCCUCCUUUCGUAACCAGGUUAAGUAUUCUGUAAAUUUUAUUCGCAAUCCAUGUUAGUAUUAUUCUUGAAUCUAAUGCCCCUCAGUAAAUACUUGCUGCUACUGCACUGGACAAACCCGCCAGAACUUCAGUGGCAGGAAGACAACAUAAGCUGUUGUAUAUCACACCUUUUCAUCGUGGAUAAGUGGACAAUAGACGAAAGGCUGUCCGUGGAUAUGGAGAUCGCUUUUGCAGAUUGCAUAAGUUUUGCUCCUGACACUCUUCAAUGCAUUUAGCAUUUUUGAGUGUUAAUUUCAAACGAUCAAAAUGCAAAAAAAAAAUCCCAGAUGUCGGAUAAAUAAAAACAAUAAACACCGAAAAACAAUGAACACAUCAAACACUCAUCCUGAUCAAAUGUCAUCACCAUGAAAAAAUAGCUCCACUUCUCAGUCUGCUGAUAUUUCCAGGGUUUUCUCAAUGUCAAGCAUUUAUUUUCCUUUAGAUGCAGUAUGGUGUCUUGUUUGGUUUACGUGCUGUCCCUAACCUCCUAGGGCAUCUGCUCUUAAAUAAAAGAAGGCAUUCACUUUA